GGUGGCCGUGCGCUCUGUACUCAACGGGAUUGUGAUAACAAAAGAAAUAUAAAUAUUUUGUGUUAAAAUAAUGAAUUGCGAAGCGAUACCGAAAGGCGAGGGGGUGUUGUUGCGACAGGCCACUGACAGAUUCAUUGUCGCAUACGGCAGACGACCGGAAGUCGCUGCAGCGGCGCCGGGACGCGUCAACCUCAUCGGAGAACACGUUGACUAUUGCGAAGGCUUCGUUCUACCAGUGGCAAUACCGUUCCUUACCGUCGUCGUGGGAUCGUACAACAACACAGAUGUCUGUCGCGUGAUCACAGUGUUGGCGUCUGGUGAGGAGUUGGAGGCCAGUUUCCCUGCUACCAUCAAGGCAGAGUUACGACCAGGUCAACCGGAAUGGGCUAAUUAUAUCAAAGGAGUUAUUGCUAAUUUUCCUAUAAAAGUGAACGGUUUCGAUAUUGUUGUCGUAUCCGACGUGCCGAUGGGUUCUGGUGUUUCCAGCAGCGCCGCCAUUGAAGUGGCAGUAUUCACGCUGCUAGAAGGACUCACGGGAAGGACGGUUAGUUUAGUGGAAAAAGCCAAGCUGUGUCAGAAGGCAGAGCACGACUUCCCUGGGAUGCCGUGCGGCAUCAUGGAUCAGUACAUUGUUACUAUGGGCAAAAAGGACCACGCAUUACUUAUUGACUGCAAGUCUUUGGAAGCAAAGCAGGUGCCGAUUAAAAUGGAGAAUAUAUGUAUACUAGUGAUCAACUCCAACGUGAAGCAUCGGUUGACGGGAAGCGAGUACCCUCAGAGGAGGGCUCAGUGUCAAGAAGCGGCCUGUCAACUGGGAUUGACAUCUUUGAGGGCGGCAAAUAUGCAGGAUUUAGACAGGCUGAGAGAUCUCGGUUGUAACGAAUUAGUUCUCAGAAGAGCUCGGCAUGUCAUAGGAGAAAUUCAGAGAACGGUGGAAGCUGCCAGCAAAUUGACCGAGAAGAAUUACAAAACGGUAGGUGAACUUUUUUACCAAUCGCAUGACUCGCUAAGCAAAUUGAUGGAGGUAUCCUGCGUGGAGCUCGAUCAGAUAGUGAACAUCCUCCGGGAUGCUCCAGGAGUGUAUGGCGCGAGAAUGACGGGAGGUGGCUUCGGCGGAUGUGCGGUGGCUUUGGUUCAAAAGAGCGAAUUGGAUGCUUUGAAACAGCGGAUUCUGUCGCAAUAUAAAGGAAAGCCAGUAUUUUUCGUGUGCGUACCGAGCGAAGGCGCGAGAUUGUUGAAACUUAACCACUGAAACCAGAUUGUUAAA
Molecule: messenger RNA, 1267 nt
Organism: Bombyx mandarina (wild silkworm)
Lineage: Eukaryota; Metazoa; Arthropoda; Insecta; Lepidoptera; Bombycidae
Product: galactokinase
Biological process (GO): carbohydrate phosphorylation; galactose metabolic process
Cellular component (GO): cytosol; cytoplasm
Molecular function (GO): galactokinase activity; ATP binding
Source: RefSeq, a predicted model, not a curated record